Molecule: messenger RNA, 2706 nt
Organism: Hippocampus comes (tiger tail seahorse)
Lineage: Eukaryota; Metazoa; Chordata; Actinopteri; Syngnathiformes; Syngnathidae
Gene: tmem214
Product: transmembrane protein 214
Exons: 17
Coding region: 113-2164 (683 amino acids)
Cellular component (GO): endoplasmic reticulum; Golgi apparatus
Source: RefSeq, a predicted model, not a curated record
GGCACGUUGACGUUCAUAUGACCAACUGCUCCUUGCACUUCACAGCCUCUUUCAUUCACUGACAGUGCGCAGUUAGGCAGUCAGGGCAUUGAUUGGGAUCGGGAUCGGGAUCAUGGCCUCGAGUAAUGGUGCGGUCGGUAAAUGGGAGGUAGUGAAGAAAGGCAAGAAAAGCAGUACGGGAGGUGGUAAAAGCUCCGCGGAAAAGAAAGGCAACUCCGGGAACAGGAAAGCUCUGGGGGAGUCCAACCUGCCAUCCAGACAACCCUCGGUGAUGUCGGACACUUUGUUUGAAGCCUUCGAGAAGAUUUCAAAGCAACAGAACAAGGAGCAGGUUCCGCCCAGUCAGCCUCAAAAUAAGAAGUCCUCUUCGACAAAAUCAUCCAAAAAGUUGUCCCCCAAAAGUGCUCCCACCACUGCCACUCACAGGACUCUGCAAGAGGCCUUUAAAGCGCUGGACCUCGCCGACCUGAAAGAACAGAUGGCGAAGAGUCAGUCGCUGUUCCCCAAAAACCCGUCGGUGUGGUCGAAAGACCUGGCAGGAUACCUCAACUUCAAGCUGACGGCGCCGGUGGCAGAGCCGACACUCAGCAGUUAUGCUCACGACUACCCAUACUGUCUUACGAACAAGGAGCUGAGGACUGUCAUCAAAGGCAUUCUUGCCAACUGCACCGACUCCCUGCCGGACUUCUUGGACCACUGUGUUUACAGCAUGCUCCGAGAACUGGAGAGGCACUCGGGUGAGCCACUGCACGGAUACAGAGUUUGCAUUCAAGCGGUCCUACAAGACAAACCCAAACUGGCAACUCAGAAUUUGCCCGAGUAUUUGGAGUUGCUGCGCUCAGUGCAGAAUCAUCCCGUCAGGUGUUUAACCAUCAUGUGGGCUCUGGGCCAAGCAGGUUUUUAUGACCUGAGCCAGGGACUAAAAGUGUGGCUUGGUAUCAUGCUUCCUGUCCUGGGAGUGAAGUCGCUGUCGUCGUAUGCCAUCGCUUAUCUGGAAAGGCUGCUCCAUCUCCAUGGAAACCUGACAAAAGGAUUUGGCAUCAUGGGUCCGAAAGAGUUCUUUCCUUUGUUGGAUUUUGCCUUCAUGCCCAAGAAUGCCCUGUCAUCAAGUCUACAGGAGCAGCUGCGGCGCCUUUACCCUCGUCUAAAGGCCUUAGCGUUUGGAGGCAAGCCCGAGAGCACCUUACACACGUACUUGCCAUCGUUUUUGUCGAGAGCCACGCCAAACUGUCCGAAGGACAUGAAGAAAGAGUUGCUCAACAGUAUGACGGAGUGCUUGUGCGUGGACGGUCAGAGUUUGGGCGUGUGGAGGCAGCUCUACACCAAGCACUUGGCUCAGUCCAGUCUGCUGCUGAACCAUUUAUUGGGCUGCUGGAAUACGCUACCACUAAAGCUAAGGAAGAAUCUUGAAGAAACAAUUCAAUCUUUUAAAGUGACCAAUGAAGAGAUGAAAGAAAACAACCAGUCGAAGGACCUUAGCGACUGCAGUAAUCUGUGUCAGAGUCUCCAGGUGAAGAUGCGUGGACGCGGCUUCUCGUGGUCAAAGCUAUUGUUGGUCCUGUUAGUGUUUGUCGCCGGUUUCAUCAUUCAGGACAUCCGAUCUCACGGCUCCUUCGACAAUUCAACCACAGCCAGACAUCUUCACAGAUCGGGUGUGAUGGCUGUGUCGCAGCAGGCGUGGGGCAAAAUUGUAGUCCACUCUAAGCAGGGCUUCAGCUGGCUGGAGACAAACAUGCCAUAUUAUUACUCUGAGAGUGUGCGGGCAUUGGAACCACUGUUAGAACAAGGCCUGGAGAAAACCAAAACGGCAGCCCUCAUCAUGUCGGAAAAAAGCCAACACGUCACCGUGUGGGUCAAAGAAAACAGCCCGCUGCUCAUAGAAUGGGUGAAGACGAACACGCCUGACAGUGUAUACGAGGUUUUGGCUUCUCUGAAAGCGCUGCUCCUCUUCCUCCACCAAAACUACAUCUUGCCAGUGUUGGCGUUUUUAAUUGACCUGCUACAACAAGCUUGGACCAGCCUUAAGGACUCCUGCGAUGGUGAAGUAUCUAUCUCGUGUCUGAGAGGUCACGCGUUGUCCUUGACCAACUCAACAUGGCAGCUGCUUCAACACACGACGUCGGCCAUCACGACGUGGGCUCAGGAGCUGCUGACUGCCGCGUAACACACAACGCGCGCACACUCACAAUGGUCAAAUACACAAGGCGAACCCUGUCUGAGGUUGCCUUUCACACCACGUCCGCUACUCUUAAACUGUGAUUGGACACUGAAGGGUCAAAACGAACUCUUCUGUUAGUUGUUUUUGACUACAUUUUUUUUAAAUCAACAAGCUCAAUGUGUUGAGUGUAUAUAUGCCCCCCCCCCUCCCCCUACCAGUCCUUUUUCACUGCUGGAUGUCUGGUUGAGUUUUCUACUGUGAACAUCAUGUUAGUUAAAUUCCUCGCCGUACUGACUAGAAAGUUAACUGCAUCCAAUUUGUGUGUGACUGUGAGCGUGUACGCGUACAUUGGUCUCGUGUAAAACCGUCAAUGUCGGCGAAAGUCUGCUGGCGAAUUCACAAUCCGAAAAGCCCCCAAAAAUGUAUUGGGAUCCACUGUUGCUGUUAAAUGGCAGGAUGGCUGACGUAUGGUGUUGUUUUAUUUGAUUUCAAUCUGUGUCUUCUCUGUUAACUGAAAUCAGAAUCCACAAGUGUGUGUUUUUUUUUUU